CUCGCGCUGAGGGAAGGAGAUGAUUCUGUGGGGCUGAGCGAAAAGCCUCGGCUGUGGCGGGGAGGAUUUCAGAGAGGGGCGAAGUUUAAACAGUUCCCUCGCUGCGUGUAGAGCAGGGAAGCCCAAAGUCUAGGGCUGAAUCCCCUCCCCAAGAUUAAAGGAGGAAAUGCCCAGUUUGGGCUGAGGGAGAAAAGGGGAGAAAGAAAAUUGGCUUGGAUGGAUGGAUGGAUGGAGACUGAGGAGGGAGAGAUGAUUAAACUGGGCUGAAAUUUGAGAACUGAGGGAGGGGAAUGGCAUCUGGGACAGAAGCCCAGGAAAGAGGGCAGAAAAUGCCAGCUGGGGCAGGAGCCCAGGGAAUGUGGGAAGAAAUACCUCCUGGGGCAGAAGCUCAGGGGUUGGGGCAAGAGAUGCUCAGGGAUGAUGAAUGCCAAGGGCAGGAGGGCAGGGGCGGUUCCAGCAGGGGAGAAGCCGGAGGGAUGAGGAGAGAGGCAUCUGACAAGAACGAAACUCCAGGGAAGAGGGCAACUGAGGCUGAAUGGCCUGUUCCCAGUGGGGGAGAUCUCAUGGAGAAUGAUCCCAGGGAUCUGAGAGGAGAGCCCAUGGAGAAAGGAGCCACCGGGGCACCACCUCCUUCUGAUUCUCUUCUUACAAAAAGUGUUGAGGCGGGGAGGACGGGGUCAGGUAGCCCAAAAAACAGUUGCUUAGACAGGGGUUCUACAGAGAGGGUCAAAAAGCCGAGCCAUAAGAAAAAGGGGCAGAAGCCUAAGGUGAGGAAUUUGGAGUAAGCAAAUAUCCCGUAAAGAGACCUUCCAUCCUAAAAUGUGGCAAGCUUCUGCAAGUGGAGACUUGCUGCUUUUAGCAAUUUUGCAGGCUUGGGGAAGUCACACACAAAUGUUUUAAUUAAAUAAAAAUAAUGGGGAAAUAAUAUAUAAUUUAAGAGGUGUAAAUAAUAAGAUUUCACAUGUAGCUCAGUUAUUGCUGGAGAGGCCCAUAAAGAUGGGAACCUUGACAAUCAUGCUACAGUCACAUGACACUUUAUCUGUAGUUGCCAAUGCCUGAUAACAUGCAGCAAUCAUUCAAAGUUGGCAAAGUAGUGUAGAAUUUCCAUGCAAUUUGGAAACUUUGGGUGCAGACUGGACAGGAAAGCCAUAGCUAAAUUUUGUUUUAAAUAGAUCUGGUUCAGGGACAUGGUAAAGUAUGGCAGCUGCUCAGCUUGUACAACAACUGGACUUUCAAGAGCAGUCCCAGCAACUUAGCUUGUUGUUAGACCCAUCAAUUAAUUGGUGUGCAAAUUUAAAAGUGUGUAAUUUCACUGAUUGAUUUCACUUUACUUUUAAAGUGCUUGUUUCUAAGUAAAACACAUGAUAUUAUGUGUCUGUACCCACUUUCUUCCUGUGUACUAGGCUGAAGAUACUUUUAAAGGGCUGGCCAUCUACUUCCCUAAAGAGCAAUGGGCUGAAAUGGGAGAAUGGGAAAAAAUUCGUUAUAAGAAUAUGAAAGAGAACUAUGAGUUUAUGACUCAAUUAGGUGAGAGAAAUUACUGAAAAGUAAGCAAGGAGUAUGGAUUAUUUAGCUGCAAUAAGAUCUCUGAGUUGAAGAACAAUUGAAGAAUUGUUCACUCUUGCACCUUAUUUUACCUUUAUCAAAUAGUAACAUUCAAAGGGUUCAUCUAUGUGACAUGUUAAAGUUAGCAAAGCAUAUAUUUUAGUGUGUAUUUAAAAGUUUAACUGUCAGGCUUCCAAGGGCUCUCAAUGAUUACAGCCUGAAGCUCAGCUCAAUUGCACCAUAUAUUAACUAUGUUUGUAAAAAGGUUAAAAUUUAGAACUCUGUAGGCAGAAUUAGGACCAGUAGAGAAGGCAAAGAGAGAUUAAUGAAAGAAGUAUGGAACUAGAAAUAAUGCUGAAAUUGUACCUGGGAGGUCUGGAUUCAAAUUCUUUUCCAAGCAUGGCUUCACUUUAUAUGCUUGGUUAAGUUACUGGGUUGAAUCAGUUAAGUUGCACAUUGGCUGCAAUCUAAUCCACUUUCCUGGUUGUAGACCCCAAUUGAAAGCAAUAGGGCUUACUUUUGAGUUUCUUAGUAUUGCUCUGUAAGAUAGCAUUGAAACAUUUGUCUCCUUUCGCCACUCCUCUCCCAUGUUGUGGACUGCAGAGGAUAGAUUGGUCUUUCACUGAUACAGUACUUUUUCUUUUUAACAAAACCUUUUGGCUAGGUAUACUAUGUGGCAAGUGAUCUGAAGCCUUUCACAUUGGAUACAGAUUCUGGGUGGUGGGAAGGGCCUAGUUUUCCCAUAGCACAAUAUUGAUUAUUUUGUCUUUUAUUGGCAUUUGACAUCAGUUGAACAGAGACAAAUUUCUGGAAGCAUUCUUUCAAUAAGAUGUUUGCAGACAACAACUUUUAUAGUAUCUUAUACCUGAUAUUUUUUAUUAGGUCUUCCUACACCUAAACCAACAUUUAUGUAUCAUGCACGGCAACCUCCCAAAACUACAAAUGAGUCCUCUGAGUCUGAUGAGGAAUGGACACCACAAUCUAUAGGUAAAUGAUUAUUAUAGUCAUUCCUGAAUACAUGCAGCCCUCCAGGCUUCUGUAUACGGGCCAUAGAACUCUUUGCAGGCCAUACCCCUCACCAGCAGUAAAGUCUAAGAAAAAUUCUGCUGGAACAGACCAUCCUGUUUCCCACAGUGCCUAGCCAGAUACUUCUGGGAAGCCCAUAAGCAGGGCAUGAAGGCAAUGCUCCCCCUUUCUGUUGUCCCUUCAAUCAACCUAGCAUAUAUCUGAACAUGGGCAUUCCAUUUAGCCAUCAUAGCUAAUUGAAAGAUAAAUGCUCUAUGAUUGACUGCAUUUGUCUCUUUCUGGUGAAUGACAUAUCUAUUACUUUAGUUACAUUAAUUUUGUGAGAUGCAGCUGAUGAAUGUAACAAAAUGUAGUUUAUGUGAUGUCACCCAACUCAUCUACAUUGGUUCAUUUUGCUCGUCACUACUAAUAGCCCUUAUGUCUCAUACUUGAUUUUCCUUUGCUCUACCUAUAUGAAUAUUCUGUUGCAAUGAUGGGGAAUGAGUGGCCCUCCAGAUAUGACUCCUGUAAUCCUUCACCAUUAGCCAUGCUGGCUGGGACUAAUGGGAGAUGGAGUUCAACAACAACUGGAGGGGCACUGGUUCCCCACCUCUGUUCUGUUGCUAUACUGUGUACUCUAGUGCAUAGAUCAGGUUGCAAUUUUGCUGUAUUCUUUUUAUUGAAUAUUAAUCUUUUGCAUUAGAAUGGUUUUAUAUUCAUUCUAAAGCUAAGCAUCUAAUGGUGUUUCAUUAAUUCAAUACUGUAUCAGCAAUGAGGUUUAUUGUCAUAUUGUCCCUAUAUUCCCAUUCAUUCCAUGUAUAUACAAUCAUAUAAGGAAAGUCUGGAGCUCAGUGGUACAGCAUGUGUUUUGCACAGAAAAACUCUCAGGUUUAGUCACUGGCAUUUCCAGGUAGAGCUGGGAAAGACUUGUGUCAGGACCCCUGGAGGGCCACUGCUGGACCGUGUCAACAAUACUGAGAUGGAUGGACCAAUGGUCUGACUUAGUAUAUAGCAGUUUCCUAUGUUCAUUCCUUUUUCUUGGCAACACAAUGUGUAAUAUCAUGGGAUACAUUCCUGUGAUGAUGCAUUCAUAGUCAUAAUAAAAGUGAAGAUGCAGAGAAAAUAUUUUAAACAUCAAUCAAUCAAGAGACAUUUAUUGAGGCAUUAUUGUUUUUAUCAUUCCAUAAACUGAAGGAGAACCACCUGCCUGUUCAGUUUCUAUUUAUUUAAAUUCAUGCUACCAAAUGUCUUUCUACUGGUGAAACAGUGGCUGGGGAAACCCAGCCAGAUGGGCGGGGUAUAAAUAAUAUUUUUUUAUUAUUAUAACAACACAUUUUUGCAAAUAUACUCCUGGAAAUUACCAUGGAGAACUGGCUGGCAGGUACUGGAGAAAUUUAGUGGAUGGUUUGGAGCUAUAGCUUUCUCCAAAUGAUUGACUGGUAUAAAUACCAAAGUUUGUGUAUAUAUUGCACAAUACACCCUUUAUCCCCCCCCCUCUCUCUCGGGUUUAUAUAUUCAGUGAUAAUAUUUUAAUUUUUAAAAUAUUAGUUUGCUUCUUAUUUCCAGUAAAAUCUUUUAGGACACCAUGUAACCUGAAUAGCUGGAAAGAGGAAAAGAAAAAAAAGUACCCUCUUGAUCAAGUAAGAUAGUUUUGGAUAUUUCAAGUGAUUUGCAAUUUCUGUUUUUUUGUUUGUCUGAUGAUUCUAGCAAACAUCGAAUCAAAAUAGUUUGGAGAAACAUUUCAUGUGUUUGCCCUGAUAUGGAAAUAAAGAUAUUAAUAAAAGCAGGGUUUGAUGGGGCAUACUUUUUAUUUGAGUGGAAAUUUAUUGUUUACAAUCAUUAGCUUUUAGAGAAACAAUUUGACUUUUGUAGUCAGUGAUCAUAACAUUACACUUUCAAACAAAGGAAGAACCAAAACAAACAGCUGAAACAAAGAAACAAACUCUGAAAUCAACACAAACUCUGGAAUCAAAUGUGUAGGAGACUGAGGAUAAGCUACCCAUCUGACAGGGUGACCUGUAGUUCACAAAACCCACACUAUUUGCUGACACACUGAAAGACUGUGAAAAAUAUUUUCUUUCUUUUUUUAAGUAUGUGGAAACACUAAUUGAAGGAAGGGGAACAGAACACAGCUGGACACUAGCUUGCACAUUAUCAGUGUAUACAGCCAAUAUAGUUAGUAGCUGCUGCUUUAGAUUAUGGUAUCACAUGAAGGUGUGUACUGCUGUACACAAGAAACUGCUAUGUAUGAAAGCACACUGUGAAAUAGUAGCCCAUGUGUGUUUCAAAAGCUUCAUGUGGACACAGCCUAAUAGACCAGCCUUCACCAGUCAGGGGUAGUCAACCGUUUUAUACCUACUGCCCACUAAUGCAUCUUUCUUAAUGGGAAAAUUUCCUUACCACCCACCAGUGUUCGAUGGAAGGAUGAUUCAGCUUGUGCUGUAGAACCCCCUACCGCCCACCUAGAAUCCUGAAACGCCCACUAGUGGGCAGUAGGGACCAGGUUGACAACCCUUCUCCAGGUGUUUUGAAUUCUAGUCAGCCCCAGACAACACAACCUUUUCGACAUGAGGACACUAUGUAGCUAUUUCAUUGGGUUGAAAGUCAAAUAUAUAAUAUGUUCAUACAUUUAAGUCAUGAUUGCUGCAGCAAUUCAUUUUCUGUUCAUGUUUGAAGGUCUUUCUGGGUGUUAGCAAUAAUAGUCACAUGUUCAAAGUUAUUUCCAUGUACCAUACUUUUGCUAAACAUUGUACUGUACUCUAUAGCCAAAGGAGAGAUUCCUGAGAAAAAUAAAUAAUUAAGUAUGGCUUGGGACUGUCUCGUAACUGAAUUUACUAACUGGUAAUUUGUCUAAAUGAUAACUGCCAUUGUGGAAAUAUUUAAGAAGAUCUAAAUUAAUAUGAUCACUUUUAACACCCAGUAAAUACACAUGAUUCACAAGCCCCCUCUUAAUUCUUUAUGAGUGUUAUUUGAGAUAAUAAUAAUAAUAAUAAUAAUAAUAAUAAUAAUAAUAAUAAUAAUAAUAAUAAUAAUAAUAAUAAUAAUAAUAAUUUAUUAUUUGUACCCCGCCCAUCUGGCUGGGUUUCCCCAGCCACUCUGGGCAGCUUCCACAAAGACCAAAAUAUGUUAAGAUUUAAUAGAAAACAACUUUUUGUUGCAGAAUAAGCAAAUAAACACUAUGGGACUUACUUCCAAAGACCAAGAACAUAUAAAGAAAACUGACAAAAAUACAUGUGCAGAUGUUCAUACUACAGACAUUGCAGCAGAAUCAAAGACUGGUAAGUGCUUGGUAGAGAGCCAUUUAUUUAUUUUCUUAAUAUUUUAAAAUAUUAAUUACUCUGCCCACUGUGUUCUUUACAGCUUUUUGACAUUUAAUUGUAAAGGGCACUCUCCAAAACUGGAACUGGAAGUUUUUCUAAUGAUCUGAUCUUAUGAUCUGUGUAAGACAAAUUUUUUUGAUGUAAUUGUAUAUAAGAGCAAAAACAAAGUUGCAUGUUGUUUUCAAGUCCAGUGCAGCAAAAUGACAGAGAGCUUACACUGUGCAGCUGCUCAAGCAGUUCAAAUCCACCUAGCCAAUUACACUGUGAAAGACUUUACAUGAGUCAAAUAUGGAAGGAGAUGGGGCAUGAAAGGGACAGGGUGUGUUAAUAGUGAUGUUUAAGUGUGAGCUUAUCCAUGUUAACAGGACCAGGCAUUCCUGCAACCAUGAAAUAUGAAAAUUGACUCAGAAUUAAAUUUCUAACAUUGAUAAGCUGCACUUAAAUGCAGACAUGUCCAUGUUAAAAGAUAUUCUCUGUGCUUAAUGAAAGUUGGGGAUUUUUUAGGUGGUUUUGUCUCAUUCUGAAAAGGGCUAUGGUUUAGUAUGGUAUUUCUAGGUCGGAGCAAGAUUGGUUAAUAUUUUGCUGCCUGUGAGCCACAUUGUCACAUAUCCAGGCUCUCAGCCAAUCUAGGUAAUUAAGCAUCGCUAGUAAAGAGCAUAACUAAUUCUGUUUAGAUGCCUAGUGAAACGUUUUGGAGCACAGCCAAGCAAAAUCUUCAGGAGGAAAUAGGGAACAUUUUAAUUCUCAGCACACUGUAUCUGUCACUUCAUGUCCAGUGUGGUAUGUUCAUCCUAUGUUUUUUACCAUCUGCUAUUCUUAUGUGACUUGUUAGAAAUGCUGAAACUAUAGAAUAUUUUAUUAUAAGGAGACAAUGCCAUUUCAGAAUAGAAUAUCCCACAGUGUUCUACACACAUCUUGCAGAAACAAAAGUAGAUAUAUUCAGGCAUUCUGCUUAUAUGUAAAUCCUACACAUGAGCAAGGCAAGCAGGGACUAAUGUGAACACCUAAACAUACCUAAUGUGAUUCAAGUUCUUGUAUUCCAUGUACUUUUGCUUUCCAUGAGUUUAUGCGUUACAAAAUUAGAUUAUAUACUUCAGAUAUUGAGAAGAAAGCUUUGUCGGGGAAAGCAAAGAAUAAGAAAAGAGAUCAGGAGAAAGAAGUUAGUACAUACAGUUUGCGGAAGAGGGAGAGAAAAACAUAUAUGGAAAUAAAUGAGCCAAAUGAUGAUGAUUACUUGUGUAAGUUUAUAAUCAGCAUUUUCCAUCUUCAAUUCUUAUGUUGCCUUGGAAAAAUAUUUAUAAAACAGUGCUUUUAGAUAUUCUAUUACAUAUUUUUCAGGUUCAGGUUUAUUCAUAAUUCUAAUGCUAAUAAUGCUAAGAAACUCUCCCUUUAUGCUUAUAUUUUAAAAAGUGCUUAAUCAAAAUUAUGUUAAUUAAAAUGCCUGUAUCAGGCUUGUAACAAUUGUCCAAAAUUGGAGAAGGAAGAGCAAUUCUAUACUGGCACUAUUAAACUCUCUUUUUGUGACACUACUCCAUUUUGUAAGAAAGUACAUCAGACUUUCAUAUAAAAAGUUCCUGAGCUAUAAUCAGUAUUCCCAAUCGCAUUUUAAAAAGAAAAUAAAUUUCCUAUAAAUUUGCCAUGGGCCAUUUAUUCACAAUAGACUCGCAAUUUGAUUAUAUUCACGGAUGAUGGGUGAUGUACAGAAGGUCUGCAGUUACCCUAGCCCUUCUCUAAACAGGAGGUGUCAGAAUCUGUACAAGUAAUCUGUGGCAGUUGAACUGAACUAAUGCUGUUCUUGAUUUGUCAGAAACUGGCAGAUUGUGAUAAAGGGUUAAAGCCAAUGCAAGGCUUACUUAGUUUAGACCCAUUGUAAUUAAUUUAAUAUUACUAAAUUAGAUCAUUUGAUUUGAAAAGGACUUCUCUGUGUAAGAAUUAACUGGACACAACACAGAGGUUUUUGAAAGGACUACGUAUGCUAUAGAAGUGCCAACAACAAACACAUAUUUCAUACUCAUAGAGAUGAAAGUAUCCAAAGACUAUGUAGACCAAUCCCAUAGAAUAAGAAUAGACUGUCCAUCUACCCAUAACCACUCCUAGAGUGCAGCUGUCAUCUGUGGACCACAGUGUGCCACACGGAGUUAGCAGAUACAGUCAGUAAUAGCUUGAGGGAAUUUGUGCAAUUAAAGUAUGGUUACACACUAUAAGAAAAGGAAAACCAACCAACCAAAUGUUAGCGGCUAAACUAGUUUAGGGGGGAAAUCCUUCCUUCUUCAAAGAGAAUCCAAUGGGAAACACGUCAAUACCACUCAAUAUUCUGAUAGGGAAUGCCAAGGUUGCAUAGCACGGGAAAUAAUCCUUCUUAACAUUUAUGGGCGACGACAGACAUAAGAAAUAACGAAACAUUUCCCUGAAUUCAUCCAACUGUACCAUGAAGCCUUGGAGCACCCUAUGGUGCUAGAACUAUUGUUAAAUGGAACUAUCAGGGUUCGUAAAACUAUCCCACACACCAUCACCCCUCCCCUACUUUCCCCAUCUUUUCUUCCCAACCUCAUACUGUUUGCAACACUAACGUCUCACAACAAAUGAAACUGAUCUGUAGAAAACACAACUUGAAAAAAGAGACAAUGCACAUAUUUUUGUAUACUGAUAAAUAUUUAAUAAAUAUUAUUUUAAAACAACAACUAUCAGGCUGACUAUGCCUAGAACCAGACAGAAUUCUGUCUGCUGCAAUUAGAUUAUCUGCUGAUCACAUGCUAUGUCUAAGGUGGGGCUUAGCAGGCUCAUGAAAAAAUGUAUUCAGUCCUUGGGGAAGUUUCUUGGAACAACUUCCAUUAACCAGCUUCUUGGUGCUCUGUGCUGCCUUGCUGAGAACCUGUGUUCUUUUUGUUUGUGACUUUGGCCUGUGACUGGACUUUGCUUCUCUUAUUGACCACCCCCUCAAUGUGACCUUAGGUUGUGAACCCAACCUUGCUCUCUGGACUGCCCCAUAAGUAGACUCCCACCCCUGGCAUCCUUAUCCCCUGAAGCAGUACAAUAGCCCUGUCCAUAUCACCAUUCCCCAAGACCAGAGCUUCAGUUGGAGAGCCGACCACAAAAUUCAUUGUAAUAAUUAUUGCACAUUGACACAAAUCCCCCACGUUUUACAACUUCAAAUAUUUAUAUAGAUUGCCAAUCAUAACUGUAGAUAUUUGAAAAAACUCAUUGAUGGAAAAAACGUCCUGCAGCAUCAUGUCUCAAUUAUCUUUCUUUCCCUUCCUAGUUUGUGAAUACUGCCUGCUAUUCUUUAUUGAUGAAUGUUCAGUUCAUGGUUCUCCAGUUUUCAUCAAGGAUACAGCAGUAGAAAUAGGACUGGAAGAGAGGGCCACCCUCACUUUACCUCCAGGUUUGAGAAUUGGCCCAUCAGGUAUCCCCAAAGCUGGCUUUGGAGUCUGGAAUGAAGGAGAAAUUCUGCCUCCAGGAAUUCAUUUUGGGCCCUAUGAAGGGAAAAUCACAGAGGAAGAAGAAGCAGCCAACAGUGGUUAUUCUUGGCUGGUAUGAUUUACUCACAGCACUUUUAUUUUAAAAAAAUUCCAUGUAGAGUACCGCCUUGCUGAAUGAACAAACCCCACCCUCCAGGCAGAGUCAAACGACUUUGUUCAGUGCUCCUUCCCUUUACAAUGUCAAGCUUGUGAGUACAGGAAGUAGAACCUUCUUCCUGAUGGAGCCACAGUGUUGGAACUCCCUCCUUAGAGAAGUCUUGUUCCUUCAUCCUUUUAAGUUUUAUGAAAGUGGUCAAGAAAGUUUCUGCCUUUUCUGUUUAAUAAUCCUCUGUUUUUAAGUAUGAUUUGAUGGAAUAUCAAUUAUGAAUAAACUUCAUUGAAUGUUGUAGAAGUGGGCUAAAAAUUAUAUGUUAAAAUGCAUUUAAUGAAAGAAAAUUUGAAACAAUAACUCAGAAUGGUGAACUUUUUCAUUUUAGUGUAUCAGAACUCAAAUGUUAAUGAAUACAAGCAAUCCUAUUGUUGUCUGUCACCACCCAAUGUUGAAACACAAUUUGAAUUGCAGCAAGAUCAUAGAUGGUUCAAUGCAGAAUUGUCAGGGCCUUGCAGGACAUAGACAAAUGUGCACUGGGGUAGCGGGGCUGGACUUGGGAGAGGGGAUCUGUUGUGGCAACCUGUACCAGCCAGGGGGCAAGAGUCAGACAGGGGAAGCUUCAGAGCUGGAGGUUGGAGCACAGGAUGUGUUGGAGGCAGAGGGGAAAGAGGCAGGUCAGGCAAGGGAAGAGUUGGGUUCUUCCCCAUACUCUCCUGCACCACUGUCUCCUAAAACCAGGAGGGGAUUGAAGAAGGAAGAGCAGAGACAGCUUCCAUGCAGGUGUAGCCACUGGCUGUGUUCCUGUGGCCCAUCAAUGAGAGGUACAUAAACUAGUGGAGGGGGGUGGCUCCCCUUGUUGCUGCAACUGCUCCACAGAGCACAGGCCUGGGAAUUAGGCAGUGUGGUUAUUUGGAGCUAUAGAACUACUUUCUAGAUGCUAUAAAACUACUUUCUAGGCAAGUCCCUUCGACUCUAUUCUGCCCCUGCCCUGUUCUGCUCCCUUGCUGCACCAAAAACGGCAUGUGUAUGUUGCUGCAUGCAACUAGAAUGUGCACAAGUGGGCAGUUGUUUGUACUGUAAGUGUUUGCUUGGGACAAUAAUGAAUUAACUAUCUGCUGUGUGCAUCCUGGGGAGUAUCUUUAACAAAAAUGAUUAUAACUUUAAAAGCAGAAAGUACCCAUCUUGACUAUGGAGUCUAGCCAGAUAACAGACAUGCACAGAUAAUAUACCUAUGCAAUGGUGAGACAUAUACCUUAAGCAAAAAAGCCAGGGAAGUUCUUGAAAUGUAUUUCUUACCCAAACCAAUAUUUUGUUGCUUCUGCUUAUUUGUUUAUUCAAAGUGAAUUGUCUUAUUAAAAUAAAAAGUACCGUAUAGUUCACCAUUUAGACCAUUCUAAAUUAUUUAAACACAAAGUUUUAAAACUCCAGGAAAACUCCUUGAAAGAAAAUGAUGAGAAUCCAGAAAACAAGCCUGCCAGGAAACAGAGCUACAGAAUAGGUGGGGAGGGUGGCUUCAUAAUUAGGCAAAAGGUGAAAAGGGUUCUUAGUAGUUGCAAUAUGUGGGAAGAGGAAGAUGCAGGAUAUUACCAUGGGGGUGGUUUUUGUGCCUGUUGGGGUUGCACAAAAGAAGGGGAAGACAUGGAGGUGAAGGUGAAAACGGGUGCAAAGCAGGGCUGCAGAAACGAGAGUAGUGCUUUCAAACAUAGGGUUGAGAGGGUGAAAAGGGGGCUUAGUAGUUGCAUGCAGUGGGAAGGGGAAACUCUAAGGGGGUUAAUAGGGGGAGAGGGCUGAUGACCAAAGCAAGCAGGGGAGCAGAGCCCUUAACAUCCUACAUAUUGUUGUAGUGUUACCAUAUUGAUGUGUGUGUUUCGUGUCUAUCUUAAUUACAGAUUACUAGAGGGCAAAACUGCUAUGUUUACAUUGAUGGAAAGGAUGAAACUAAUUCCAACUGGAUGAGGUAAACAUCCUUGAUCAAACUAAAUGAAGAGAGACUUUUAAAACAAGGGUCUUCAUACACCUGGAAAGGCCAAUAGAACAGAAUAACUUAAAUGUCAUUCUGGGUGCCUACAGGUUACCCGUCCGUACUCUUAAUACAGUGGUACCUCGGGUUACAUACGCUUCAGGUUACAGACUCCGCUAACCCAGAAAUAGUGCCUCGGGUUAAGAACUUUGCUUCAGGAUGAGAACACAAAUUGGGCAGUGGCAGCGCUGCAGGACCCAUUGGUUAAAGUGGUGCUUCAGGUUAAGAACAGUUUCAGGUUAAGAACAGACCUCCAGAACGAAUUAAGUACGUAACCAGAGGUACCACUGUAUCUUUUAACUGUUGGGAGUAAAGCACAACAUUUGCAAUAACCAGCUUGAACUGUGGUGAGGAAUAGACAGAAAUGCAACCUGUUCUUCCUUCUUCACUGAUUCCUUCUCUUUUAGUAAAUGCUUGUCGGUAAAGUAGAUCACUUCCUUUCAGGCCUUAAUUCUUUUCUGCUUCUCCAAGUAGUCAGUAUGAGUUAGCUUGUGCUAGUGGCUGCAUCUUGGCCACAUGUAAAAUCUAUACAUAGAAUGGUUCCUCCUCCAAGACUAAUAAAUGUUAAGUUUUCUUUAUCCUUUCAACAGCAGUCUUACCAGGGUAUUUUUUCUGCAUACUGCUUUGCAAAUUGCACACUAUUUACCAAAGUCCAGUAGUGCCAGUACUAGAGAGAGAAGUGGCACCUUUCAAAGGUAAAAAGAAUAUCUUGGUUUGGAAAGAGAGUGGUGGGCCACUAAACUGCUUAGUGGGAUCAGUCAAAGCUAUGGGUUCAUCAUUCCUAGUAGAGCAAAUGCCUGGUGGUCUGCAUAAGUCUUGCUUCUGAAAUGAAUGGGAGGAGCAACCCAGACAAAUAUAUUCUUCUACCACCAUAAAAAAAGAAAGUGAAGUUACCACAGGUAAGAAGACCAAAGUUUAUUUUACAAAAUUCUGUUGUGUGUUGUAACCUCCAGUGUAUAAUAUGCCCAGUGUUCAACAAAUUUAAAAUAUUUCAGCUGUACAUUUCAUUACUUGAAUAAUAGAAGAAAGUAAUGCAAUUGUUAUGCUUCAUAGUACUUCUCUAAUUUCCAGCUUCCCUGACUGAGUACUUUUAGUUACCCUCUUAACAAUGAACUUUCAGGUAUGUUAACUGUGCCCGGAAUGAGGAAGAGCAAAAUCUUGUUGCCUUCCAGUAUCAUGGGAAAAUCUACUACAGAGCAUGUAAAAUAAUCCUUAUUCAUUCUGAGCUUCUGGUUUGGUAUGGAGAAGAAUAUGGAAAGGAGCUUGGCAUCAAGUGGGGCUCUAGAUGGAAAUCAAGAAAAGGUAUAAUAAUCAUGCAUUGUUUUAAAUCUUCCCUAACACUGAAGUCUGUUAUUGCUUCUUUUGUUUGUCUUAGACAGCAUUCUCCUAGAUACAUCUAAUAUAUCUUCAUAUUUCUAUGCAUUAUAUACGGUAAAUCUAAAGGACUAGUUCAUAGAACCAUAGAAUUGUAGAGCUAGAAGGGUGGUUGAGGUAAGAGAAAUGUAGGACAGCUGGGGGAAAGCUUUCAUGUUGCAGAGAAAUGCACAAGGAUUAGGAUCAAUUUCGCAUGGUGAAUAUGUGGCCUGAAAAGACUGGUGCUGCGUUUUUGACAUAGUGGUAGUGCUUGUAUGACUUUUGAACAUGACUCCAGUUCUUAAGUCUUCUCAUAUGUAGAGCAUGGGAGCGGUGCCAGCCUUGAGCAGGCUGGCACAAGUCAUAUUGCUGCCUGCUGCAGGAAAGUGAAGUAACAACACACCUGCCAGUAAUAUGAGACAUAGUCCACCAGGAUAUUAUUCUGUGCCUGUCUCUUUGAAAGGAAUGGAGGCGUCAUACAAAUAUUGUUAUGCCUCUCCUAUUUAUUUCAAUGGGAACUUGUGCAGUACAACAUCCCAGUGGAUUGUCCCACAUUGGUUAAAUCUGGCUUUCCCCCUCAGUCAAAAUCCAUCAGCUGGGAGGUUGUCACACCUUGGCUCAUGGUGGACCCCCUCACAUAGCAUGCCAAUAUAUUGUUGAACAUCACCCCACUCUCUGAGCGGUGUGAAAUUCCAGAGAUUCUAGGAAUGAGGGACAUCAGAGUCUGUGGUAUCUUUAAGAUUUUUUUUUUUUUAUACAAAUAUACAACCUGAGCUUGUGAUGGAGGGACUGACAGAAUCAACACCCCAAAAUAUAUUGCUUCUUCCAUAGUCACAGCCUUUGAUUCAAAUAGAAAUCAAGUAUGUUUCUCACUUUCUGGCUUCUGCUUGCUUCUAGCCCAGGUGUCACACACAACUGGCUAUUGUCCUUCUAACUACCAGUCAGGUGAGAGGGGGCACCCAUUUGUCCUCUGGCACAGAACAACUUGCUUUGUUAUAUUAUUGACCAUACUUAGGGCCAUUAACUCGCCAAGGAAUUUGCCUGGCUAGUUCAACAAUGGAAUUAGAAGAGACUCCAGCAUCAUACAGGCUGACACACACACACCCCGCCAAGGUCACAACAAUACUACAGUUGUUGUAAUAUUAGGAAGAAUUUCAUCAUAUACAGUAGUUGUCUCUUGUGCAAAUAUCUAAUUUCCCCUGUAUGCAGGUGUUAUCUUAAAAAAUAAGAAAUGCAUUUGGCAUAGAAGAAAUUCUCUCUCAGAACUAUUUUAAUAUAGUUAAAGCACCAAAAUUUAGACUUUAUUUGCAUUCAAUAGUAUUGCAGUAUUUUAACACACCUCCAGAUUUUGGGUCAUUCCACGCCAAAUUACCUGGUGCCAUAUGCUCUCAUGACUCAGAUUUUCUUCAAUUUUUUAAAUGUGUAGAUACUUAUGAGAUAACCUCAAAUUAAUUUUUAAAGAUUUUUUGCUCCAAAAUUGGGAGCAGGAGAAUUUUUUGAAAAUUUCGUUUUUCACGCAAUUUAGGCUUAUGCAAUUUCUGCGUCAGUUUAGAAAAAAACCUCAAAUUAAUUUUUAAAGAUUUUUUCAUCCAAAAUUGUGCAUAGGAGAAUUUUUUGAAAAUUUUGAUUUCUGCGCGAUUUAGGCUAAUGCAAUUUCUGCGUCAGUUUAGAAAAAAAACUACUGUUUGUUUUUGUUUUUUCAACCAGUUGGGCUUAUUUUGGUAUCAAAAUAAAGCUAAAUGUGGUCUCUUUCGAAAUAAGGUAUAAAAAUGGUAUUAAGAAAAGGGUCACUGACUAUUCAAAGUGAAUUUUUGUCAUUUUAUUCCUGGUAGGUUCGAUAAGCCAUAGCGCGCAAACCACAACUAACACUUGUAUCAUCCUUUUGUUGUAGAAUGGGGUAACUAUGUACUUGUUAUGUUUUAAAAAUAAGGAGGGUGUUUUUUGUGGUUAUAAAAUAAAUUGAUUUUUAAGUAAUUUUUUUACAAAAAAAAUAUUGCUUUUUUGGACAGGUUUAAGGUCUCUUUGAGCCUGAAAUAACUCACACAUUUGUGAGAAUAGUUAAAAUUAAGUUUAAUUUAUUACUUAAUAAAAACAAAAUAUAUCUUAGAGCCCUUGUUCAUUUUAUUGUGUAAAACACUUCUGCAAUGACAUGGUCAAAGCUAUUUUGUUUCCCAUACAUGUAAUAUAGUCAGUGAUGCUGUUUUGACCACUGUAUGCAAUAUGACCUUUCUGAAUGCUGUGGCCAGCCUUGGUCUUCUUACUGCUGCUUGCUCCUUCAGGACAACCCUCUGUUUUGGCAUGUGUCUUUUUCCUUGGCUCUCAGUGAGCUUGUUGGGUCCUGUAGUUUCCUAAAUAAUGUAGUCCCAUAUGCCCAUUUGUCAUGCAUGGUUGAAAAUAGCUACUAAAACUCAAAUCUUGUUUGUUCUCAAAUAGUACACAGGCAGAAUUCACGUUUGAUACAGGAGCGAGGUAUCACCUGUCAUCAGUGUCCCUGCUGCAAAUUGGCUUUCACUUUCAAAGAUUACCUUCACAGACAUAUGAAAUGGAGGCAUUCAGGAUAUGGAGUACAGCCUGAAGUACCUGAAAAUGUCCUAGCAGAGAAAUCUCUAUUCAAAAUCACAAAUAGUGCUUCAAACAGAACUAUGCUGCAGCACCUAGUGCCAAGUUGUGUUUACAAAGAUAAAGAUGAGGAGACACUGUUUUUAAAAGAUAUAAACAAAGAGACACAGAGCAGAACUCAGGUUUCUAGAUGCAAUGAAAGUGGGACAACUUUAAAGCAGCUGUCACACCCAGCCCAACAAUUAUGUAUAGGAGAGAGACCAUGUUCAUUUAGAAAGUGUGGGAGAAGUUUCAGCUACUCAUCAGUGCUAGUCACUCCCAUGCAAACACACACAAGAGAGAAGCCAUAUUCAUGUAGGGAGUGUGGGAAAAGCGUUAGCCAGUCAGGCGUCCUGGCCAGCCACAAGCGAACGCACACAGGAGAGAAGCCAUAUUCAUGUGGAGAGUGUGGGAAAAGCUUCAGCUGGUCAGGACACCUGGCUGUCCACAAGCGAAUGCACACAGGAGAGAAGCCAUAUUCAUGUGGAGAGUGUGGGAAAAGCUUCAGUCAGUCAGGACACCUGGCCAGACACAAGCGAACGCACACAGGAGAGAAGCCAUAUUCAUGUGGAGAGUGUGGGAAAAGCUUCAGCCAGUCAGGAGACCUGGCCAGUCACAAGCGAACGCACACAGGAGAGAAGCCAUAUUCAUGUGGAGAGUGUGGGAAAAGCUUCAGCCGGUCAGGACUCCUGGCCAGCCACACACGAACGCACGCAGGAGAGAAGCCAUAUUCAUGUGGAGAGUGUGGGAAAAGCUUCAGCUGGUCAGGAGACCUGGCCAGCCACAAGCGAAUGCACACAGGAGAGAAGCCAUAUUCAUGUGGAGAGUGUGGGAAAAGCUUCAGCUGGUCAGGACACCUGGCUGUCCACAAGCGAAUGCACACAGGAGAGAAGCCAUAUUCAUGUGGAGAGUGUGGGAAAAGCUUCAGUCAGUCAGGACACCUGGCCAGACACAAGCGAACGCACACAGGAGAGAAGCCAUAUUCAUGUGGAGAGUGUGGGAAAAGCUUCAGCCAGUCAGGAGACCUGGCCAGUCACAAGCGAACGCACACAGGAGAGAAGCCAUAUUCAUGUGGAGAGUGUGGGAAAAGCUUCAGCCGGUCAGGACUCCUGGCCAGCCACACACGAACGCACGCAGGAGAGAAGCCAUAUUCAUGUGGAGAGUGUGGGAAAAGCUUCAGCUGGUCAGGAAACCUGGCUGUCCACAAGCGAACGCACACAGGAGAGAAGCCAUAUUCAUGUGGAGAGUGUGGGAAAAGCUUCAGCUUGUCAGGAAACCUGGCUGUCCACAAGCGAAUGCACACAGGGGAGAAGCCAUAUUCAUGUGGAGAGUGUGGGAAAAGCUUCAGCUUGUCAGGAAACCUGGCUGUCCACAAGCGAAUGCACACAGGAGAGAAGCCAUAUUCAUGUGGAGAGUUUGGGAAAGCUUCAGCUGGUCAGGAGACCUGGCCAGUCACAAGCGAAUGCACACAGGAGAGAAGCCACCUUAAUGUAACAUAG
This is a messenger RNA of Podarcis lilfordi (Lilford's wall lizard), 16910 nucleotides long. The record is from the annotation of a GenBank genome assembly. NCBI's taxonomy places the organism in Eukaryota, Metazoa, Chordata, Lepidosauria, Squamata, Lacertidae.